CCCCCCCUCCGUCCGCCCUCCAACCCCCCGCCCGCCCGCCGAGCCCCGGAAAUGGCGGCGCUGGGAGGGGGCUCUGACAGCCGGGGGUGCUGAUCCGGCCGCCGUGUCCCCUGCCCGUACCUCCCCGCCCAUGGGUGAGACAUGGACUACGAGUUCAAGUCGAAGCUGGCGGCCGAGCGCGAGCGGGUGGAGGACCUGUUCGAGUACGAAGGCUGCAAAGUGGGCAGAGGCACCUACGGGCACGUCUACAAGGCCCGUCGCAAGGACGGAAAAGAUGAAAAGGAAUAUGCACUGAAACAAAUUGAAGGUACAGGAAUAUCCAUGUCGGCCUGUAGAGAGAUUGCACUUUUACGAGAGUUGAAGCACCCUAACGUGAUUGCAUUGCAGAAGGUUUUCCUUUCUCAUAGUGACAGAAAGGUUUGGCUGCUGUUUGAUUAUGCUGAGCAUGAUUUGUGGCAUAUUAUCAAGUUUCACCGUGCCUCAAAAGCAAAUAAAAAGCCCAUGCAGUUGCCAAGAUCUAUGGUUAAAUCCCUGCUCUACCAGAUCCUCGAUGGAAUCCAUUACCUCCAUGCAAACUGGGUGCUCCACAGAGAUCUGAAACCAGCAAACAUUCUGGUAAUGGGUGAAGGUCCUGAAAGAGGAAGAGUCAAAAUAGCUGAUAUGGGUUUUGCAAGGUUGUUCAACUCACCUUUGAAGCCAUUGGCAGACUUGGAUCCAGUUGUGGUGACAUUCUGGUACAGAGCUCCAGAGCUAUUACUUGGAGCCAGACAUUACACAAAGGCUAUUGAUAUUUGGGCAAUUGGCUGCAUAUUUGCUGAACUGUUGACUUCAGAACCCAUAUUUCACUGUCGUCAGGAGGACAUCAAAACAAGUAAUCCUUUUCAUCAUGAUCAGCUAGAUCGCAUUUUCAGUGUAAUGGGAUUCCCUGCAGAUAAAGAUUGGGAAGACAUAAGGAAGAUGCCAGAAUACCCAACUCUUCAGAAAGAUUUUAGGAGAACAACAUAUGCCAAUAGUAGCCUCAUAAAAUACAUGGAGAAACACAAAGUCAAGCCUGACAGCAAAGUUUUUCUUUUGCUUCAGAAGCUUCUUACUAUGGACCCUACAAAGAGAAUUACCUCAGAGCAGGCUUUGCAGGACCCCUACUUUCAAGAGGAUCCUCUGCCUACAUCAGAUGUAUUUGCUGGCUGUCAGAUUCCAUAUCCUAAAAGAGAAUUCCUCAACGAAGAUGAACCUGAAGAGAAAGGGGAUAAGAAUCAACAGCAGCAGAAUCAACAUCAGCAGCAAACAGCACCUCAGCAGCAGCCGCAGGCAGCGCCGCAGCAACCACAACCACAGCAGCAGAACAGCACCCAGACCAAUGGGACAGCCGGGGCCACUGGUGCAGGAGGAGGGGGAGCAGGUGCAGGGCUCCAGCACAGCCAGGACUCCAGCCUCAACCAGGUGCCUCCCAACAAGAAACCACGCAUAGGGCCUUCAGGCACUAACUCAGGCGGGCCUGUCAUGCCUUCAGAUUAUCAGCACUCCAGCUCACGCCUGAGUUACCAAAGCAACAUUCAGGGAUCUUCUCAGUCCCAGAGUACAAUGGGCUAUUCCACAUCGUCUCAGCAGAGCUCCCAGUAUCACCAAUCUCAUCAGUCUCAUAGGUACUGAGAGGGCUGACUCAAAGGAAAGGACUAAAAGCCAGAAGACUCCAGCAAUAUGAAGUUCAUAACAAUGAGAAGAACCAAAAAUACAAACUUAUGAUGCAGAAUUAAAUUCACAAUGACAAAAGGAAAACUUCACUCACUGAAGACUCUCCCCAUAGCCCCCCAUCCCUUUAUUGCCAUAAAAGAGAUUCUCGUGAAGUUUUCCUUCCUCCCUGCCCUUGCAUGUGCUCCAUUGUGGUUACUCUAACGAACUCUUCUGAUCUGAACCCAGCACUUAACUUCUUUAACCUUUGGAAUUUUGAAGGAUUCCUGGUGCACCUUCCUUAUGCUGUAGUGAUUGCCAUAAAUCUGUCUUUUCAAUCUCUUUGAUGGGAUUUUAAAGUUUUAAAAUCUUGAACUCCCAGGCUUUCAAGCUUGUAUAUAGUUAGUUUUAUACUAGGCAAACCAGUUUAGCUAUACAGGUAUAUUGCACCUUUUUAAAGCACUAUGUUAUUUUCACAGGAUAUUACUGUUUUGCUCAUGGAUGUCAAGAACAGCAAGAUUUUACUGUUCCAGAGUAUUUUACUAUUCUGUUUUUAUUAGUCUAGUUUUCAGGCGAGGUCUUAAAAAUAGAAAAUUUAAAAAAGAAAUAAAAUUUAAAAAAGAAAAGAACAAAAAAAGUAAAAAACCCACCCAAGUCUCUGCAGCGGCAGAUAGGCUUCAUGCUACUGGACUGAACGCCAAACAGAAGAUUACUGAUAUUUCUUAACUCAUUCACAUUGAAUUCUUGAAAUCACAGUGAUCAUGCUCUGACUAGUUUUAAACUAAGCGUUAUUUUAAAUGAAACCAGGACAGUCACAUGAAAAGGAGAUGCUUUCAGGAUCUGUUGGAACAGAAGAAUGGAAUGUCUUCCCAGGCUGGACACCAAAAUAGUCAGGAAAAGGUAUUUACUGCCCUCAAGUCUCAGUAGGAAUGUGGAUGAUGGUCUUGUUUUUCUGUUAAGCAGCUGAUUAAUGUACAUGAGAGUUCUAUAAAUUUUGCCUUCUUUCACAUUCCUGAGCCAGUUUUCUAAAUGUAAAGGUGACAGAAAUACUAAGACUUGAGAAAACAAAUGCAUUUAAUAAUUUUAUGUUAGAAUUAAUAAUUCAGAGAAAUUAUUGUGCAGUUUGAAAAGCAUGUUGAAAAUUAUUCCUUUUUCAUGUUUAUAAUGCAUAUUCUGUGUCCCUCAUAUUGCUGUGAUUAACCCAGAUUAGUUACACCAGAUGCGCUUGAUUGCACUGAAAUGUUUCUUUUUCCCUAGAGCAAACAUGUUUUGAUUGUGCCUAAGGAUUGUAAGUGGAUGGGUAGCUGGCAGAAAAUCCCCAGUAAUUAAGCAAGAGUCCAGAAGCAUAAUCGGAGGAUUAUUGUCCAACUUCUGAAACCACAGUUACUCGGGGAGACACAACAUGUAAUUUGGGACCACUUCAUUUUUCUUUCAGCCUUCAGAAAUAAGACUGGCUCUUGUUACAGAAAAACUGGAAAAAUGCUUUUAGAAAGCUACUAGCAAUGUAACAUCAGUGAACUUCUAUAACUAGUGUCCAGAGAAGAGGUGAAGUGAGUAGAGUUCAUCUGUAAAUGGUUAAUGUUACAGCCUUUUGUGCUGCAGUGUUCUCAUCUGUAUUGUAUCCAUACAAAAAAAUGGUAUAUACACAUACACAUUCACACUCAAGUUGUGAUCAGACCUAGCAAGAUGGGUAAAUCUGUUUGCUCUGAGGAGAAUGUUUUUCAUUGCAGCUAGACAUGUACAUGUUUCUACUGGAUUUAAUCUCCCAGUUGCUUUUAGUGCUCCAUUCCGCCUCAAACAGGUGUUGUUUUCAUACUUCUUGUGAGCAGUUAGUUGGCUUACCUUGGCUCUCUCUACCACAAUGUGGUUUUGACAAACCCAGCUUCUCUGGAAAAGCAACCAAAACUUGUUUUUGUCAUCAGCUGGGUAAGAAGGUGGUGAAAAUGAAAUUAAGCAACUUGAAGGAAAAAAAUAUUUCAGGGGAAAAAUAAUCUCCCAAAAGGUACUUUCAGUGUGUAACCUUUGAACUGCUACAUAUUAUACAUACCCUAGUAGCCUGUUUGAAAGAACUGAUUUUAAUUGUUCCUUUAUUUCAAUGAGCCUGGGGUUACAUUCUUUCCUUAAGUGGGGUAUCUCACCUCUUACUGAGCUUAGGAUGAGUACCUUUUAGCUAAUGGAUAUUUGGGCAGUACCAUAAAGUAACAUAUAUUUGUAUUUCUGUGACUUGAAUGUCACAUUUCUGGAAAUGAACCUUUGGCAGAGUAAUUUUUGUCCCCUCCUGUUCUUUUCACCCUUCUGUUCUCUGAAAAUCUUUUGUCUUCCCCAUUACAGUUACCUAACAAUUCUUCACUCUACUGCAUCUGAUCAUCAAAAUUCAUAUAAUGUCAGGAGGUGGCAAGGGGAAGUGUUACCAUACAGUUAAUUAAGGUGGGCUUUUGUGCCAAUAAGGCAAAAUCAUGGUGUGGAUUAAUCUGCAUAUAUGUAGAGUGUGAAACUUCACAGCAAUGUAAGGUACUUUAAUUGAGUGAGCUUCCAGCUUCUAGAAUGACUGCCAUGACCUCUCUCUAAGCUGAACUGACGUUUCUGCCUUGGUUUGAUAGAUGACCACACGCCAUUCCUCUCUAGCUUUUGUGUGCACGCAUGAAGCCGAGCUGACUUCCUCUGUUGCCUUCAAACUCACAACUGGGAGGAGAGCGUAUAAAAGCAAAAGUGUUUUCUGCAAACCUUAAGCUGUGUGCACUCUUCUAGUUGCUUCCUGGUGGUGAAAUAGUUCGCCUGUCCUUGUGAGCUUUACAUGUAUUGCUGCGGUGGGUGGCAGUUGUAGCAGAAGAAGCCUUGCUUUCCAGGGAUCAUCCCGCGAGGUAAAAAUGCUCCGCUUUCAGAAGUGAAUCAUGCAGUGUGUCAUGGGAAGCCAGGACCACAUCAUUUUUAUGUUCUUUUCUACCUGUGCAGUUUCAUUAGUACUCAUAGCUCUGUCUCUGCCCAUAACUUUACACCCUGACCAAAGUGUUUCACACCAGUACCAAGAGAGGCGGGUGACACCGGCAGAGCUGUCUUCUCCAUCCUGGUCGCCUGGUGGGAGAGCAGCGCUGAGUACAGCUUUUCCCAUCAUGGCUCAGAAGAAACAAAUGCGUGGAAAAUGAACGGGAUGAGCAGCCUGGUCCGCAUUGGUGGAGUUUUUAUGUAGCACAAACUGCACAAUGAAGGAAAAAUAUAGGGAAAGCUGCGAGUCCUGCACUGUAUCUGUGACACUGUAUCUGGGGAGGGGGAGGGAAGAGCAUUCAUAGCGGAAGGGGUGGCGGGAAGCUAGAAGUGUUCAAAUAUGUAUAAUAUUUUAUAUAAGCAUAAUAAGCUUAGUCCCCCUUCAUAAUCUUCAGGAAUGGUACUUUAACACCAUUAAGCAAAGAAUUGUUUUAGGAUUAAAUAAAUGUAUUGUACAUAAGGCCAUACAUAAUCUUCUAAAAAUGUCGCUGGACAGGAGCGAUGUGUAUUACUAUAUGAAAAAAAAAAGUCCUUAAUGCACUGUUAUCUCCUAAAUAUUUAGUAGUAAAUUAAUACUAUUUAAUUUUUUUAAAAAUUUGUCUUGUGUAGACACUAAAAAGUAUUACACAAAAUCUGGACAGAACGUGUCCUUUUUAACAGCAAUUUAAAGAACUUUUUAUAUAUGUAAGGUAGUAACUUUUCCAAUUGUUCUAGUUGUAUUUUCCCAUGUUUACUAUUUGUGGAAGUGUGCCUGUCUCUCUUCAGUUUUUUUUUUUUCUAAUAAUUUCGUGCACGCAUCUUUCAUUUUUGUAGUUUUCAUUAGAAAUUAUUGUGUAUGUGCCUCAUGCUGCCACAAAAUUUUGCCGCUGUAGAUCUGUGGUGACCACAUUUGGCAGUGCCUGUGCCAAUGGGCUAGAAAAACCACAAAGCAAAAUACUUGUUUCUCAUUCUGGAGUUGAGAGUUUACUGCUUUUAAGUUGUCCUGAUGUCACUCUUGAAAUGACUGUUAAAACUAAACUAUGAGUUCAUUGCAUUUAUUUUAUAUUAUUGGUUGUAAUGAAAUGGAAUUGACUUUGCUUCAGUGUGAAUUUUUUUGAUAAAAUAAUAUACAUUUGUAAUAAUAAUAAUAAAAAGUUCAAUCAAA
Melopsittacus undulatus (budgerigar) is the source of this 5794-nucleotide messenger RNA. RefSeq names its product cyclin dependent kinase 19 (gene CDK19). The record is from RefSeq and is a predicted model, not a curated record. Gene Ontology annotation, cellular component: nucleus; cytosol. Bases 142 to 1650 code for a protein of 502 amino acids. Gene Ontology annotation, molecular function: ATP binding; protein serine/threonine kinase activity. Gene Ontology annotation, biological process: protein phosphorylation. Lineage: Eukaryota; Metazoa; Chordata; Aves; Psittaciformes; Psittaculidae. The transcript is spliced from 13 exons.